Molecule: messenger RNA, 2699 nt
Organism: Austrofundulus limnaeus
Lineage: Eukaryota; Metazoa; Chordata; Actinopteri; Cyprinodontiformes; Rivulidae
Gene: szrd1
Product: SUZ RNA binding domain containing 1
Exons: 5
Coding region: 324-800 (158 amino acids)
Source: RefSeq, a predicted model, not a curated record
GGAGCGUGGUUCCCAUACAUGAUGUGUUGUACCUCGUUCCUUUCCUUCAGGCAACAGUAGUUAUAUGCAUAACAUUGCGUUUUCUCUCUCUUUGGUGUAUGUGGGACUUUUAUCGGUCAGCCUGGAUAAACAUGGAGUGUUGGAACUGAUAUCGACAAAAGAAAGUUCAAAGUGGUUCCGAACAGGCGCUGUACUGUUUUGGCCCAUUUCCGGGUUCUGUGGGGGGAACUCCGCCAGAAUGACGUCACAGCGUGCGGCCAUCGGAGGUGGAUCCGAGCUGAAGGAGCUCCGCAGCUCGGCCGAAGCGUGAGGCAAAAUGAAACAUGGAUGAAGAGGUCGCCGAAAGUUGGGAGGAAGCUGCUGAUAGCGGGGAAAUGGAAAAACGGUUAGAAGAGAAGCUUCGGAUCAGCCGGAAAGAAAAAGAAUCCAGUAAUUCCUCACGAUCGCCAUUAAAAGCAACCAUGGUAAUACAGGACAACUCCUUACCAGCAGCUCCCCCACCUCAGAUCCGAAUAUUGAAGCGGCCAACGAGCAACGGGUCCCUGGGAUCCCCCAUGAACCAGAACAGGCCGUCGCCGCAGGUCAAAUCUCUGGCCCAGCGGGAAGCAGAGUACGCAGAGGCCCGGAAGCGAAUACUGGGCAGCGCCUGCCCAGAGGAAGCUCCUCAGGACAAACCCAACACAGACAGGCCAGCGCGCAAUAACUCCACACUGCCUUCAGAGGACUCCAGAUCAAACAAUCACACGAUCCGGCAGCCUGCCGGCCCCGACGGCACGCAGGGCUUCCGACAGCACAGAUAGGCAGGCGCCCAGGGCGACCCGGCCGUCGACGGCAGAGGGGUUCGGAGCGACCCGAGAUCAAACCCAGCGCCGCUUUCUCGACACUUCCUUCCUUCAGUUCCCUUCCAUCAGACGUGCUGCGACUGUGGCUGCGUUGUUGCCCCGCUCUCCCUUCUCGCCGUCGGGGAGCGAGGAGCUCCAGGAGGAAGUGGAACGGAAACGAGCUCCCCUCUCUCCUCCUCUCAAGUCUGUUAGGCACUGUGAUUAUGGACAUAUUCUGGACUCACUGUGAUCAUCCCCCUUCCUUUAAGAGACACCCCUCAGCUCCAACGUUAUCCUCAUUCUGUYCCCCAGCGGCUCCAUCAAAGACCGCCAGAAGGGCAGAAACAAAACAAAAUAAAUAAAUAAAUAAAGACUUAAAAACCAGUUCAAAGAUGAGGCGAUAAGCCGCCAUAUCAAAACCAGAGCCUCUUCCUGCUCAGCAGCUUCUUCCCAGCAAUAAUAUCAAACAUCACUUUUUUUUGUUUUUAAUUUUUCAAAUGGUGGCUUGUUAACUUUUAGGUUCUUUUAUUUUCUUGUUUGUCUUUAUCAUCGUUAGGGGAUGCACUGAUAUUUAUUGAAAACAGAUUUAACAUCAAGAAUCUUUAUUAAAUCAGUAUUAAGAUAGUAAGUUUAAAAAAAAUAAUAAAAUCCUGCAGUUUUUAUAAAAUAGGAAUUAUAUAUUUUUUUGAUACUUAAAAAAAGUGGAAUAUUUUUGGUUAUUCCCAUCUAGUUUAAAUGUACUUCCUGUACUGCAGCAGGGAGUAUUUCACAGAAAAAGUUGCCACUAAUGCUGAAAACUGUUGAAAGUAUCAGUGCACCCUGAGAGUGUAAAAAUGCCAUUUGUUUAAAAAAAACGGUUUGGGGUUGUGUGCGUUAUGAGGUAUAUCUGAUAGGUUUUUACUUUUUUUUUUUUUAAAGCUUUUUAGUUGUUUUCUUUGUGGCAAAUGUUUAUUUAAAUAWGAUAAAAAGGAGAGUUGAUUUAAAUCAGUUUUAAGUAGCUUUUUUUUUGGUCUCUUUUUAUGAAACAGCAGCAGUAUAAGARCAGUAUUUUAAACGAUAUAAACCAAAAGCCCUUUUUAUGAGUUGAAAGUAAAACUCUUAUUUAAAGGUGGCGUUAAAUUUGGAGCGUGGGAUGGACGUACUGCUGUAUUUUGCAAGCUUUUCUGUUGCGCCGCCACCCUUUAUUUUAUUUUUUUUAAACGGUGUUUCUUCUCGUCCUCCACUGAAGUACAUCACGUCAGAACUCAGGUCCAUGUGAAUGAAACUGAAUGAAUGAAAUGAACCGAGAUUGUAUUUUUUCCAGCGAGUUUUAAGAGCUCAAACAACUCAUGUCUGUGUUUAGGUUGGCACUUAGAAACUGUGCUCUGUAGAGCAAAUUUUAACUGUAACAACGUCCACAUCUUCACUUAAAUUAGUUAUUUUUUUGUUUGUUUUGUUGGAAUCUUGGUCUUAGAACUGUACUCUGUGUAGUUGUUUUUCACUAAACGAUGACUCACUGAUAAAAUCAARCAGGACGUGAACCAAAAAAAGGACUUGCUUUCCUUGGACCAUCAUGCCCAAUCAAUGUUCAUGUUCUUCACCUUUAACUGUUUAGAGGAGAUCUCAAAGCCAUAUUUAGUAGUGCAGGAUCAUCAACACAAAAAGCUUUUUACRGUAGUUGUUGAAUUCAGCUUGUGCCUCUURUUUYGAAUCUUUACUUCCUGGUUUAUUUUUACUGCUUUAGUUCAAUAAAAUGAAAAUAUCUUGGGGGGGAGUAUUUGUCGAUAUUGUUAAAAAAGAUUUUAGUUUAGGAAACCUCGYGACAGAACAGACGGGCUUAGAUGAGCUCAGAAAGGAAACUGCCUGUAAAUACUGAUUUAAUAAAAUGAUUUACUAAAA